AGGCUGAAGGCUCCAGCAUUCACUGGCCCGGCCCCUCUUGCAUCUCUCUGAUAACUCCGAGCCCGCUCUCCUCUCUCCAGCCAUGAUUGCCAAACAGCAGGGUGUCCGAGGCGCGUCCCGGGGCUUUAGCAGUGGCUCGGCCAUCCUGGGCAGGGGCAGGAAGACUGCCUUCAGCUCAGUCUCCAUGUCUGGGGGUGCAGGCCGCUGUUCCUCCGGGGGCUUUGGCAGCAGGAGCCUCUACAGUCUUGGGGGGAACAAGAGCAUCUCCAUCAGUGUGGCUGGGUGCCGGCAAGGCGCUGGCUUUGGGGGUGCUGGAGGUUUUGGGGCUGGCACCUUUGGCACUGGUUUUGGUGCUGGCGGCUUUGGCGGUGCAUUUGGGGGCUCCUUCAAUGGUUGGGGUGGUUCUGGUUUCCCUGUCUGCCCUGCUGGGGGAAUCCAGGAGGUCACCAUCAACCAGAGCCUGCUGACCCCAGUCCAUGUGGAGAUUGACACUGAGAUCCAGAAGGUCCGGACUGCGGAAUGGGAGCAGAUCAAGGCCCUCAACAACAAGUUUGCCUCCUUCAUUGACAAGGUGCGGUUCUUAGAGCAACAGAACAAGGUCCUGGAGACCAAAUGGAACUUCCUCCAGCAGCAGACGACCACCACAUCCAGCAAAAAUCUUGAGCCCUUCUUCGAGUCCUUCAUUAAUAUCUUGAGGAGGCAGCUGGAUGGCUUGGUCAAUGACAAGGGGCGCCUGCAGUCUGAGCUGAAGAUUAUGCAGGACAGCGUGGAGGACUACAAGAAAAAGUAUGAAGACGAGAUCAACAAACGCACAGCUGCUGAGAAUGACUUUGUGGUCCUCAAGAAGGAUGUGGACGCUGCCUACAUGAACAAGGUGGAGCUGGAGGCCAGAGUAGAGGGCUUGAUUGCUGAGAUCAACUUCCUGAGGACCCUUUAUGAGGCGGAGCUGUCCCAGAUGCAGACUCAGGUCAGCGACACGUCUGUGGUCCUCUCCAUGGACAACAACCGUAGCUUGGACCUGGACAGCAUCAUCGCCGAGGUCAGGGCCCAGUACGAGGAAAUUACUCAGAAGAGCAAGGCCGAGGCUGAGGCCCUGUACCAGACCAAGGUCCAGCAGCUGCAGACAUCUGUUAACCAACAUGGUGACAACCUGAAGAACACCAAGAGUGAGAUAUUAGAGCUCAAUAGGGUGAUCCAGAGGCUAAGGGCUGAGAUUGAGAACGUCAAGAAGCAGCUUGAGACCCUGCAGGCAUCUGUGGCUGAUGCCGAGCAUCGUGGGGAACUGGCCCUUAAAGAUGCCAGUAGCAAGCAGAUGGAGCUGGAGGCUGCCCUGAAGCAGGCCAAGGAGCAGCUGGCCCAGAUGCUGCGUGAGUACCAGGAGCUGAUGAACGUGAAGCUGGCCCUGGACGUGGAGAUCGCCACCUACCGCAAGCUGCUGGAGGGCGAGGAGUGCAGGAUGUCUGGAGAAUGCCAGAGUGCUGUGGGCAUCUCCGUGGUCGGUGGUGGCAUCAGUGCUGGAGGCAUCAGCGGAGGACUAGGCAGCUGCUCCAAAUUUGGCCUGGGCGGUGGCUUGGGUUCUGGUGCCGGAAGUAGCUUUGGGUUUGAUGGCGGUUUCUGUAUCAAUUCUGGAGGCAAGAUCAUCUGUACCACUAACAUGUCCAAGAAAUCCUAUCGGUAGAGGAUAUAUGGUCCCCACAGCACCCCCAAGCCCAGCUGGGCCCAGCCCUGGUGUCUCUGUGCUUCUUUCAGCCCUGUCUGCACCCUCUGUCUCUGGGACUCAUCUUACCAGUGUCACCUCUACUUCCUCCUGGGGAUUCUCUGCUCCCAGGGUGAUCUUCUCUUCUGGGGCUUGGACUCUGCCCUCUUGGGGUAUGGCAGUUCUUUUCAGUUCAGGCCUUGUGACCCACCUGGAUUGGGAGAGGUGUCAUUUGACCUUUCACCUCCCAUGGACAGAGGAGAUAAAUAAAAAUAAAUGACCAGGAGCCUCAUCUCCAGAAAUAUCAGGGUCACGCAUGUCCCCUCCCAGACCAACACCAUCUCUAGCCAGAUCCUGGAUAUCUGUCAAUGUUAGGACCAAACUCAUUCUCCAUCAUCUGGCAGCAACUGGCCCUGCAAGGUCGGGACAAGAAACACUAAGUGUCCCAUCAACUUUCUCAUCCCCAACUCCAUCUUCUGGUGUAUCUUCAAUAAAAUGCUUGUGUCAUUCA
Messenger RNA from Choloepus didactylus (southern two-toed sloth), 2207 nucleotides. RefSeq names its product keratin 4 (gene KRT4). The coding region runs from base 83 to 1678 and encodes 531 amino acids. The transcript is spliced from 9 exons. Lineage: Eukaryota; Metazoa; Chordata; Mammalia; Pilosa; Megalonychidae. Gene Ontology annotation, molecular function: structural constituent of skin epidermis. Gene Ontology annotation, cellular component: keratin filament. Gene Ontology annotation, biological process: intermediate filament organization; keratinization. The record is from RefSeq and is a predicted model, not a curated record.